Haliotis rufescens (red abalone) is the source of this 1841-nucleotide messenger RNA. RefSeq lists its product as uncharacterized. The transcript is spliced from 3 exons. NCBI's taxonomy places the organism in Eukaryota, Metazoa, Mollusca, Gastropoda, Lepetellida, Haliotidae. The record is from RefSeq and is a predicted model, not a curated record. The coding region runs from base 560 to 1087 and encodes 175 amino acids.
CACCGCUCCCUACACCACACCAUACCACCGCUCCCUACACCACACCAUACCACCGCUCCCUACACACAUCGACUACAGCACGCAACAUGCCAUACUGGUCUUCAUUGUCCUGUAACACAUAAACACAUAAAACUUUCCAUGACCGCACACUUGAAACAGGGAAAUAGUUAAUUUACAUAAUGUCUUGCUAUAACCCGCUCCCCAAUCGCGGUAAGGUACGAGUGUACAUCGUUAAAAAAAUAGACUCUACCCAAUAGACCAUGCUCCCUACUUCUCACGUGACGGGCAAUAGCCGAUAGACCCACUCUAUAUAACGCACGAACGCACGCACGCCCACACACACGAACGCACGCACACACACACACACCUUCUCUUGUACUGAUAUAUACACCGUUUAAUAUAGUCCGGUGUAUGAAACUAACCAAGUUGUGAAACGGGAAAUUUCCGGGUGCAGUGAUUUUUUAAAGUGGCAAGCUGAAUUAUGUCCUCUCGCGGUUUCCAAUCUGUUGGUUGUAAGGGCCCAGCUGUUUUGUACUAAUCUUCUAAUAUUGCAUGCAGCAUGUCAAGCACCACCACUGCUGCUGCCUCUACACCUUCACCUACAGAUGCAUACGUGAUUGCCGGCACCAGCAUCGCUUUACUGGUGUUGUUCGUAAUUUUCCUCAUAUUUGUAUUUGUGCUGUGCAGGCAAGGGUGUGGUUGUUGUGGUUGCCUCCAUAAGAAGACUCCCCAGGUCGACAGCAAGCAGGUGGCGCCGACAGAAAGAGUUCACGAGUACGCCGAGUUGGGAGUCGGGCGACGUCGUCACAAAUAUGACUAUCCAAAAGAGCCAGUCCAAGGAAUGUGUCGACCAUAUGUGGACCUCGACAUUGGAAUGGACAGCGAUAUCAAAUCUGCCUUCUCAGCGAGUCAGCGGAUGCUGUGCACAGUCUCCAGCAGAGAUGACCUCACCGUUGAUGACGAUGCUGACGCUGAUGCUGAUGACACAGAGGACGCUGAGACGGAAGUCAUGGCUCUGCCCAAGGGCGUCAGUGUAAGAAUCAAAGAUGGACGAUUCCACAAAAUUGUUGAUAUUCAGUUUGAGUGACUCUUACUAAGGUUAGAAGGGUUCUGUGCACACGUUCUAAAAUAAAACCUCGUUUUACUCCAACUCCAUUAACUUGUUGAAUUUCAUCCUUUAUGAAGAUGCAACUUUAUAGUCAAGCAACGUUGUGGGCGAAGAGUAAUUUGAUGGAAGACCGUUUUCGGCAGCAUGCCUUCUCAGAGUUUCUAGGGCUUCAGCCCUGCUUCACGUGUGGUGUCUCUUUGGGCAAGUGGCUUUGUCAGAAAUGCCUUUCUUCACCCAGCAGUGAAUGAAUACCUAGUAAUCGGACUGUUCAACCUUCUUGCUCCAUGCAAGCAGCUGGGGCUGUAUGUAUUAUCAAAAAGGACACGUUCAGGUUUGUUGGCCUGGAUACGCCUGAAUAUUUAGAUCUAGUUGCCCGUGAAAUGUCGGUCUCUCGAGCAAACGAUUUAACAAAAGGUCCAGCCUACCCCCGAGGCUAAAGGUGAUAAGGAUUCCAAGACACGGUGUAUUUGGGUUUUAGAACAUAAUAUAUUCAGGAGCACCAGAUCAUAAGACUGAGCACCUUAUGUUUGUUUGGUUGGCAAACCGAUCAAUGCAUGUUGGUGGUUGAACGGGCUCUGAGCACAGAGAAAGAGAUUGACCAUAAGCAGUGUUUAUAGGUGAAGACGUCAUGAGAAGAACGCUCAAACAGAAUUCCGAAUAUUUCAGGUUCAUUGAGAACAUUUGUUUUGCAUAUGAAAUUAUGAGAAUGAAUAAUAAAACUGUUCAAAGUUAA